AUGGACCCAAUCUCCAUCACCAGUCUAAUCCUGGAUGUCAGCGAUAUCGUAAACCGCUUAAUCCAAUAUGGCAAGGAUGUGAAAGGCGCCAAAUCCGAUAUGCGGAAACUCAGUGAAGAGUUAUUUGCAUUGCGAGGAAUCCUUGAUCAUUUAUCAGCCCAGAAAUCAUUAGAGCCGCCGGCAUAUCAAGAAGUCGAGUCCGAGAGUUCCAUACCAUCCAACGAGGAGGUCAUGAUUCGAGUAUUACAAACAACGAAAGAAUUCCUCGACUCGUUAUUGAAGGAUCUUGAGCCGGCCGAGUCAAAGUUAAAAAAUAUUAAGCAGAAGCUGGAAUGGCCUUUCACUCAAGAGAAAGUCAAUGCUCAUCUGACCCGGUUGGAACGGGUGAAGUCAUGGUUGAUUCUAGUUCUGACUGCAGAUCAUGCGGCUGUCGAGCGAGACCUGCAGCAGGAGAUAGGAAAUUUGGCUCGAUCGUUGACAGAAGAUAUGAGAAUUCGAGAACGGGAACGAAUCCAGAUCGCUAAUCGGGAGCUUUUUCAAUGGAUGGCGCCUGUCAGCCCGGCUAAUUACCAUUUACGAGCGACUCAAGCAUCAAAGAUCGCAUCGGGGAAAUGGUUUAUUGGAAGUCAUCUCAAGCACUGGUUGCGCUAUGGAAAACGGAAUAUGUUCUUUCUGGUUGGGAAAUCUGGUACUGGAAAAACCACUUUAUUUGCUCAAUGUGUUGAUGAACUUACCUUAAUGGCCGCACAAAAUCCAAAUCUCAGCUUCGCAUACUUUUACUGCACGAUGAGCGAUGCAGCGUCUCAGAUCCCGGUCAAUAUUCUGGGAUCGUUGAUAGCUCAAUUAUCAGGGAGUGAUGCAUCGAUUCUUGACAAUAUCCGAUCUCUUUAUGACAGUAUCCCCAAGUCCCAGGCCCACAAGCGCCCGGUGGACAUUGCUGUCCUCGAAGAUGCCAUUAUUAAAUAUGCCAGUGGUCAAACCCAGGUGGUAAUUUUCAUUGACGCGAUUAAUGAAAGCCAUGAUCCAAGGAACAUUGAGAGCUCCCUCCUAAGAUUCGCUGAGCUUGCGACGAAUAUUCGUGUUUUGGUCACAACAAGUUCGACAAUGGUUCUUCCGCAGGACUCAAAGGCAGACAUGCUUAAUAUCAGCGCAGAUAUGAUGUCAGGCGACAUCCAAGCAUACAUAAAUCACCGAGUUGAGACAGAUGAUACCAUGAGAGAUCUGAAACCAGAGUUGAAGUCUGAAAUCCGAGAAAAGCUGCUGAAAGAUGCCGAUGGAUCCUUCCGUUGGACACAGCUCUCUAUGGACAACUUGUGCACUCAAAGAACCGCAAGGGCAAUGCGCCAAGCUCUCCAGAACCUGCCAGGAACUCUGCGGGAGAUAUAUGCGAGCGCAUUGGAGCGCGUCUCUAUAGACGACAGAUAUUUUGUGCGCGAAGCUCUGUUUUGGGUUUGCUUUGCACAAGAUCAAGUCUUCGCGAACAGGUAUCUCACACUGGAGGUGAUUAACGAGGCGGUAGUGAUAGAUGAGGAAUGUUCCACUCUGGACGAAGACAUGAUGCUGGUCCCACCUCAUAUUCUUCUCGACCUCUGUCAAGGCUUCAUUGCACAGGAUAAGUCUGGCUUUGUGACGCUCGCGCACUCAUCCAUCAAAGACUUCCUCACAUCCGAUUGGAUCAAGUCUUCACGCGUGAGCUACUUCAGUCUGGAUCCGACUACUGCCAAUGCCAUAAUGAUGCGAAAGUGCCUCACCUAUCUUUGCCUCCAUAACUUCAAAUGCGGAUACGCGCCCAAAAGCGAUGUAUACACAAGGUUCAAAAGAUAUAAGGGUCUUCACUAUGCAGCCUUUACAUGGCCUAAAUAUGCUGCAGUUGUCAAGAUUGGAGAUGUGGAGAGAAGCCUAGUAAAGAAAUUUUUCGAUACCAGACAUCUCCCCCGACAAGGGAACUUUGGUGCUUGGAUGCAGACCCUGAUGCCCACGGUUAACGAAGCCACUAUUGCGGCGACCCAUCCCUUGUAUUAUGCAGCAUCCUGGGGCAUGAACUCGGUUAUCAAUAUGCUUCUUGAGGUGGAUCCGGAUAUUGAUAUCAAUGCUCCAGGAGGACGUGUAGGUGCAACUGCUGUCUUCGCCGCGGGUAAUCGUCAAAACUUUGACACAGUUGAAUUGCUUCUACGGGCAGGAGCAGACCCAACAAUCCACGAUCCGGAAACGUGUUACAAUGUGUUUGACCUGUCGUUGAUGUCGAAAUGGUCGGGUCUUCGAGAGCCACUGAGUAAUUGGUUAUCCGAUCAGGAUCCCGAAAUUCAGAAGAAAUACCGCCAAUAUAAACCUUACCGUUUGUGA
Penicillium malachiteum is the source of this 2343-nucleotide messenger RNA. RefSeq names its product ATP-binding protein. Gene Ontology annotation, molecular function: protein binding. The coding region runs from base 1 to 2343 and encodes 780 amino acids. Lineage: Eukaryota; Fungi; Ascomycota; Eurotiomycetes; Eurotiales; Aspergillaceae. The transcript is spliced from 4 exons. The record is from RefSeq and is a predicted model, not a curated record.